AUGCUCCGGUACAUCUCAGCCGACGAGCUCGCCGCGAUCAUCAAGAGCGACAAGGUCCCGAUGAAGGACUACCUCGUCAUCGACGUGCGCGACGACGACAGGGACGGCGGGAACAUCACCGGCUCGCACAGCGCGCCCUCCGCCCAGUUCUACGUCCGCGUCAACGACCUCGUCCAGAAGACCAAGGCCGUCCCCACCGUCGUCUUCCACUGCGCCCUCUCCCAAGUUAGGGGACCCCAGGCUGCGCGCACCUACGCCGAGGCCCGAGAUCAGCUCGAGGGCGACGGCGAGGACAUCCCGCACCAGGUCCUCAUCCUCCGCGGCGGCUUCUCCGACUUCCAGGCGAAGUUCAAGGACGACCCGAAGCUUGUCGAGAACUGGAAGAAGGAGGUCUGGGGCACGGAGUGGAUUUGA
Molecule: messenger RNA, 414 nt
Organism: Epithele typhae
Lineage: Eukaryota; Fungi; Basidiomycota; Agaricomycetes; Polyporales; Epitheliaceae
Product: Rhodanese-like protein
Exons: 4
Coding region: 1-414 (137 amino acids)
Cellular component (GO): nucleus; cytoplasm
Molecular function (GO): protein tyrosine phosphatase activity
Source: RefSeq, a predicted model, not a curated record